AUGAAGUUCUCCGGACUCCUCGCUGCGGCUUUCGCCUUCACUGCCUAUGCCUCGGUCAUCCCUGCCCAGGCUCCUCCUGCUGUUGCCGAUGUUGGCCACUGCCUUGACUGCACCGUCUCCGCGGUCUUGACCACCGUCACCGACCUCAAGGCCACCGUCGACAAGGAGUUGGUGUCCAUCACCGCGCUUGUUGGCGCCGGCGACCUCACCGUCGACGUUGUCGCUGAGGUCAAGGCCAAGAUCGUCUCCCUCACCGCCGAGGUUGAGGUUGUAGUCAACACUGUCCUUCCUCUCGUUGCCGGUAUCGAUGUUGCUCUUGCUGUCGGCGACCUCCAGGUCCUCCUCAACCUUGUCGUCGAAGUCACUGCCCUCGUUUCCGGACUUGAGAAGACUCUCGCUGGCCUCGUCGUCUCCCUCGGUGAUGAUGUCGCUACCCUCACUGUCGAUCUCGGCCACAUCCUGUACGCCGUCAACUGCCUCCUCACUGCCGUCCUCAACCUCGUCUUCAGCAUCGUUGGCUCUGUCACCGAGUGCGUUCCUCUCGUUGGUGAGCUGCUCCAGGCCGCCAACGGCCUCCUCGCUAUUGUCAAUGGCCUCCUCACCGGCACCCUUGCCGAGAUCUUGGUCGCCGUCCACUUCGUCGAGUGGAUUGUCACGGAUGACCAAUGCCAAACUAAAACCGCAGAAUCGCGCGGUGGCGUGGUCGGAUGCAACCUGGCAGACAAGCUUUAG
This is a messenger RNA of Scedosporium apiospermum, 732 nucleotides long. RefSeq lists its product as uncharacterized. The transcript has 4 exons. NCBI's taxonomy places the organism in Eukaryota, Fungi, Ascomycota, Sordariomycetes, Microascales, Microascaceae. The record is from RefSeq and is a predicted model, not a curated record. Bases 1 to 732 code for a protein of 243 amino acids.